ACACAUAGAGAGAGAGAGAGAGAGAGAGAGAGAGAGAGAGAAGCGCGAACCAUUCGUCUCCUGUCGUAUUUCUCUCUCUAUCUUCUGAACAAGAGAAAGAAACAGAUUAGAAUUUAGAUCUCAUCAUCUCACACACGUAAACAUGCUUCCACUUUUUCCGUUUCCGAAGCAUUCUCUUCUGUGUCCUAACUCCUAAUCCUAAGUGAGACCCACACACACACGCGCGCGCACACACACACACACGAAACACACAACACAACACAACACAACACAAAGCCUUGUUAUACUGAUUUGAUGUCAUUUUAGGGUUUUGAAUUGCAAUGGGUCUUGGAAACGAUGACGAUGACGGAGACACGCACAAGUCCUUUGGUUCAGUGCCUUGCUCGAUUUGCCUCGAUGUUGUUUCUGAUAACGGGGAUAGAUCCUGGGCCAAGCUUCAAUGUGGCCAUCAAUUUCAUCUCGAUUGCAUUGGCUCAGCAUUCAAUAUAAAAGGGGCAAUGCAAUGCCCUAAUUGUCGGAAGAUUGAAAAAGGUCAGUGGCUUUAUGCUAAUGGUGGUCGAUCAUAUCCAGAAUUUAGCAUGGAUGAUUGGACGCAUGAUGAGGAUCUAUCUGAUCUUAAUUACUCUGAAAUGUCCUUUGGAGUUCACUGGUGCCCUUUUGGUAACUUGGCCCAACUUCCUUCAGCUUUCGAGGAAGGGGAAUUUCCAUCAACUGCAUAUCAUGAUAUACUGGGACAACAUGCUAUUUUUGCUGAACAUGUGGCUGUAUCGUCUGCUAGUCAUCCUUGCCCAUAUAUUGCUUACAUUGGACCAAUACAUCCCUCCACCUCCAAUUCUGGUGGAACUAUUUCAGAAGCGUCUAACUUUAACCACUGGAAUGGUCCACCUGUACCUAGUGACAUGCCAACCUCCUACACAUUUCCUGCUGUGGACCUCAAUUAUCACAGUUGGGAACACCAUUCCUCUCAUUUCUCUUCCGCCAGCAGCCGUUUAGGCGCUGCUGAUCAGCCCUCAGUAUCAGCUGGUAGUCAAAGACCAGCCAGGGGUGGUUCAGAAGUCCCUGGAUCCGGAUCUUUAAUUCAUCCCUUCCUUGUUGGUCACAGUUCUGCUGCAACAUCUUCAAUGAUCCCUCCUUAUCCAGGCAGCAAUGCUCGGGCCCGCGAUAGAGUUCAGGCUCUUCAAGCGUACUAUCAACCUCGGCAACCUCCCAAUUCUACCACAAUACGGACACCUGUUGCUUCUGGCACUCGAAGAUCCAGCAGUCAUAGUGGGUCAGCUCAAUUAGCACCAGUGGCCUCGUCAACAAACCAAAGUGCUGGCUUUAUUUAUAUCCCAUCAGGACGCAAUUUCCAAGAAGAAACCCAUCUGCCAAAUCGUUUUCAUGCUUGGGAAAGAGAGCACCUGCCUUCAUUGUCUUUAAACCACGUUGGUAGAGAAUCAAGUUGGAGAGCAUACCACCAGACCCAGAGUGCCAGCGGGUCAGACCCAGGUAUCAGAUCCGGCAGCUUUCGAAGGCACGAAUUAGAAAGAAUGCCCUCACAAAAUCGGUGAUAAACUUAUGUCAAAUUACUGUUUUAUGAAAAAAAUCAAAUUUUAUGUAUGCUUGAGAAAUGUUGCAUAAUGCUUUGGCCUGGCUGGCGUGUUAUGGCAGACUAUAUACUCUAGCUGGCCUUGGAAUUGAUCUUUCUGGCAGCCUUGUGGCAGUGUGAUGGACAUUAGCUUCCUCUAGUUUCUUUGCCUCGGCGGGAAUUAAAUAAGAUGGUAUCUAGGUGGAAAAAUCAGGUUUUUUGUAUUUGAGAUAAAUCAGGCUUCUGGCAGCAAUGUUGGGGCAUUGUCAUCUAAAGUGAUAAAUCAAGUGGAUGUGUAAUUGUGGUUGGAUUUGGAGUGGAUAAACUAUUUACGUUUGAUGUUGAUGCUCAUGCCGAUGUUUGUAUUGAGAAUACGCUUGGUGACAAAGGUUGUGCAAAAACGGGCGCAGGAUUCGGAGCUCGCUUGAGAAUUAGUCA
Gastrolobium bilobum is the source of this 2005-nucleotide messenger RNA. RefSeq names its product E3 ubiquitin-protein ligase RFI2. Gene Ontology annotation, molecular function: ubiquitin-protein transferase activity. The record is from RefSeq and is a predicted model, not a curated record. Bases 321 to 1550 code for a protein of 409 amino acids. The transcript is spliced from 6 exons. Lineage: Eukaryota; Viridiplantae; Streptophyta; Magnoliopsida; Fabales; Fabaceae.